AUGAAAACGGCAAAGCCACCAGCGUCAGAGGGCGCGACCGGUUCGAGUCGCAGACAGCCGGUGCGCCAGACGCGAGUCAACCCACCACGCACAUCCUCUCUCAAUCGCGCCAACUCGCUGGCAAACGCCCCUGCAGCGGAACAGCCCAUCGAUAUUCUACCGGGGGUUACCCACUUCACCGAUGCCAUCACCGCCCUUCCGAAAGAACUGGUUCGACACUUUACACUGCUCAAAGAAGUUGACGCUAAGAUUUUCGCGCCCGAAGCCGCACUCCUACAACUCCUCCACAGCGCUGUCAACACUCCUGCCCUAGACCUUGCCAGGCCGCUCAAUGAUGCGUCGAGCAGCGUUGCCUCGGUAUCUGCGCCCAUUAGCGCCCACAACAGCACCACCGAGCCCGCCAACCCCUCGGCACCGUCCUCCGAUGGCGCGGCCAGCAGCGUAUUCGAUCCCGCCAACAUCCCCCGUCGCACCGUCUUCCGCGACACCGCGCUAAAGAUACAAGAAAUGCUAGUAUCUCUAGAAGAAAAGAACCACGUCAUUGCCACUGCCAAUGACGCCCUACAGAAACAACUGUCUCGCAUCGAGGACGUUUGGCCGCACCUCGAGGCCGAGUUCAGCGAGGAAGCAAAAUGGGGCAGUGCUACACACUGGGCAUACGUGGAAAACAGGCAGGCUAAGGCCAACGAUAAGCAGGCAGAGCGGUCGCGUCGCGAAGGUGCUGCUACCCUCUCCGCGGCCGCCCAGGCCCUAGCCGACGACGCCGCUGUUCGUAGUAGCGACAGGAAGCAGGCCAUGGCUGCCAAAAAGAGCGCGAAGAACCAGGCUGCCGAGGGGGACGGCGAGAAGGCACAGGACGUCGGGAAGAAAACGUCAGGGGGCAAGUCGCGAAAACCUCUUCCGGACUCUGGACCAGUUGGCCUCGGCAUUACCCCUGGGCCUCCGGGAACCGCACCCACCACCAAGAGACGCAAGGUGGAAGCAAAACCUAACGGAGGAGCCCCUGCGGAGCGCGCAAUGGGGUCCGUAUUCGGGACGAACGCCACGAAGCAAAGGACCACGAGCCCGAGGGAGACGCCUGCUCCGGAGAGCGGCAACAAGAAACGCAAGGCACUUCCUUCGUCAAGCGGCCAGGCAAAGAAGAGCAGGACGACAGCCGCCAUGUCGCCGUCCGUCACAUCUUCCCCCGUAAUCGGAUCACUCCCGGAUCCCGUCCGGCCUGGGCGCGGCUCACCCGCGCCGUCGAUUACCGCACCCAGGCCUGCCUCCUCUCGGGCGCGCCAGAAUUCUACACAGUUGAACGCCGAGAGCGCGCGGCAUCAUCUCCCGUCAGCGGCAUCGAACAAGCCGAGCGUGAUCCCGCAAGGUACGCCUGAUCCAGGUCAGGCGAGCAACGGGGUGAGGGCAAACACAGAUGCAAAGACCCAAAAGGAGGCCACUGUUCCCAUUAUGAACAAACCAAAUCCGCUAAAGCCAGAAACCGAAGAGCCCCGGCUAGCGCCAGAGCCGGCACAAAACAGUAGUAAGAAGGAGACCGUGGUAAAACCAAGCGACGAGUCCGCCCCACCUACUAAGGAAACGGCGCCCCUCGCCAUCCAACCCGCGUCGGUAGCGAUGGUCAAGACCAAAAGCGGCCGAGCAAGCAAGCCGUCCACGCCGGCCACCGCAACUUUUGCCGAGGCCGCCUCGUCGACAGCCGGCCCCACGACGGCCCGCUCCAGGCCCUCGCGCAACAACAACAAUAAUAAUAACAACAACAACAGCAACGCCGAAAGCACUACCGGCACCGCCGGGACCGGCCCCUCGAGCAACGCAACCGCCGCCGCCGCCCCAGCAACGAAGCGGAGCCACAAGAAGGGCGCUUCCAUCUCCGCCACGGCCGCAGCGCACGCCCAACAAGCCGCCGCCGCCGCCGCCUCAACCACCACCGGCCCAGCCACCUCCACCAAGGAGAAAGAAAAGGACAAGGACAAAGACAAGGACUCGGCGCCAGCCGGCAACAGCGUCAGCGUCGCCGGCGGCGGCGGCAGCGGUGGCAGCGGAGGCGGAGGCACCCACAAAAGGGACGGCGGCAAGGCACCAACAGCAGCGGCUAACGCCAAGAGUGCCACCACCACCACCACCACUGCCGGCGGCGCCGCUGCUGCCGUUAACGACGACGACGACGAGGAAGAGCAGGAGGUGGCGGACGAGGACCUCUAUUGCUACUGCAACCAGGUCAGCUACGGGGAGAUGGUGGCGUGCGACGGCGACGGGUGCCCGCGCGAGUGGUUCCACCUCGAGUGUGUGGGGCUCAAGGUCGCGCCGAAGGGGAAUGCGAAAUGGUACUGCGAGGAUUGCAAGAAGCGGCUGAAGAUCCCCGACCGGAGGUGA
Messenger RNA from Chaetomium fimeti, 2373 nucleotides. RefSeq lists its product as uncharacterized. Gene Ontology annotation, cellular component: histone acetyltransferase complex; nucleus. The transcript is spliced from 3 exons. Gene Ontology annotation, molecular function: histone acetyltransferase activity. The record is from RefSeq and is a predicted model, not a curated record. Gene Ontology annotation, biological process: regulation of DNA-templated transcription. NCBI's taxonomy places the organism in Eukaryota, Fungi, Ascomycota, Sordariomycetes, Sordariales, Chaetomiaceae. Bases 1 to 2373 code for a protein of 790 amino acids.